AUGGCAGCCAGAGAGGACCUCUACAGUAAAAUCCUUCCACGGAGACUCCGGCAGAACCGCUCGGGGUCUGUGAAAUGCGGCUCCAACCUGGAUGUGCUGUUGUCAAUGGGCUUCCCGCGGCCAAGGGCGUUAAAAGCUAUGGCGUCAACUGGAGGUCGUAGUGUUCAAGCAGCUUGCGACUGGUUGUUCUCACAUGUGGACGACCCAUUCCUGGACGACGCAUUACCUCGGGAGUUUGUUCUGUACCUGCGACCGAGUGGACCGCUCCAGAACCAGCUCUCUCACUUCUGGCAACAGAGUCGAGUUAAAUGUGGCAAAAACAAAGCCCACAACAUUUUCCCUCACAUCACCCUGUGCCAGUUCUUCAUGUGUGCAGACCACAAGGUAGAGGCUCUUUGUGAGGCCCUCCGGGAUACCGUACAGCAGUGGCGGGGUAGAUUUCCCAGCCCACUGCCCCUCAAACUGUACACAUCCUCCAACUUCAUUGGUCUUUUCGUUGAGGAGCAUGUGGCUGAUGUGCUCAAGCAAUUUGCAUUUGAUUUCAGCACAGAGGCCGCCAAGAAAGCUGAGGUCUGUGUGGAGCCUCAUAAGAAACAGCUCCAUGUAACACUGGCUUACAACUUCCCUACUGAUCAUCUCGCUUCACUGGAAAAACUGGCAAAGGGCAUCGAGGUCAAGCUAGGUUGUGACUGGAUGGCAGUCCUUUUCUCCCGGGAUAUUCGUUUUGCGAACCAUGAGACUCUCAGAGUGAUGUACCCCUACAUGCCACAAAACGAAGAUGAGCUGGAGUUGGUCGCAGGGGAUUUUGUUUUCAUGUCUCCAAUGGACCAGAAUAAUGCCACGGAGGGAUGGGUGUAUGGGACGUCCCUCGCCAGCGGGCUCUCAGGCCUGUUGCCCGAAAACUACGUAGGUUUAGCUGAUGAGUCUGACACUUGGAUCUACCAUAGUUCCCACUCAUUCUUUAGCUGUGGACCCUCUGAUAAGGCCAGCAGGGAGAGGGGGAUGUUUGAUGGACUGCUGGACACCCGGUACCCUGAUAUGAGUCCUGGUGACACGCCAACCGUCAGUCUUAUUUGUCAUCCAAUGCAGCAGGUCCUACGGAUAAGUGGUAAUCACACUCGGCAGCCCAAACGGUCUUUUUUUGUUUGUCGGCACGGUGAGAGGAUGGACGUCGUGUUUGGAAAACACUGGCUCUCUCUUUGCUCAGACAGUAAAGGUAGAUACGUUCGGUCCAAUCUGAAUAUGCCUCCAAGUUUGCCACUAUGGGGAGGACAAAGGGAUUAUGACAUGGAUGCACCUGUCACUGUGUUUGGAUCCACACAAGCACAAUUAGUGGGCGAGGCUCUUUCAGAAAAUAACACUGUGAUUGAUUUUGUCUACUGCUCUCCUGCUCUGCGAUGCGUACAGACUGCGCAGAGCAUCCUUAAAGGUAUGCAGCUGGACGGCAAACUGAAAAUACGUGUGGAACCGGGACUAUUUGAAUGGACCAAAUGGGUUUUUGGGAGUUCUCUGCCAGCAUGGAUUCCUCCUGCUGACCUGGCCGCAACCCAGUUCAGUGUCGACACAACAUACAGACCGCUGAUCCCCAUCAGCAAGCUCACUGUGUCUGAAUCGUAUGAGAACUACAUGAGUCGAAGCCAUCAAGUGACCAAAGAGAUCCUAUCAGAUUGCAAAAACGCUGGAAACAAUGUGCUGAUUGUAGCCCACGCCUCUUCCUUAGAGGCGUGCACACGCCAGCUGCAGGGUUUCGUCCCACGGAGCGCCAAAGACUUCAUCCAAGUAGUUCGAAAGAUCCCUUACCUGGGCUUGUGCUCAUGUGAGGAGCAAGGAAACUCAGGACAGUGGCAGAUGGUCGACCCCCCCAUCCUCCCACUCACACAUGGACCAAACCACAGCUUUGACUGGAGGGAGACACUUUUGCAAGAAUAA
Messenger RNA from Nerophis lumbriciformis (worm pipefish), 1929 nucleotides. NCBI's taxonomy places the organism in Eukaryota, Metazoa, Chordata, Actinopteri, Syngnathiformes, Syngnathidae. The record is from RefSeq and is a predicted model, not a curated record.